Scylla paramamosain (green mud crab) is the source of this 2518-nucleotide messenger RNA. Its product is annotated as UDP-glucuronosyltransferase 2A3-like. The coding region runs from base 129 to 1814 and encodes 561 amino acids. Lineage: Eukaryota; Metazoa; Arthropoda; Malacostraca; Decapoda; Portunidae. The transcript has 10 exons. Gene Ontology annotation, molecular function: UDP-glycosyltransferase activity. The record is from RefSeq and is a predicted model, not a curated record.
GUGGUGGUGUGUGCUGUGUGAGCCUGUGAGGUGGGCAGGUUAGUUGUCAGCCAUACGCGUGACGGGGAGGCGGCGGGUUGUGCGGCCGCUUCGUAGUCGGACUGGGCUUGUUUUCCGAAAAUAAGAAAAUGAAAUCUUUGUCUGUAAAGGCGGCGUGGGCUGCUGGCGUGGGAGUGCUGCUCAUCCUGGGGCUCCGAGUGGUGUGCAGCAGGGCGGAAUCUGAGCCUCACCAGUUUUCCAGUGCCACGAGCAACCCUGAUUUGGACGAGGGUGGCGGCAAAAGGAUCCUCGUGCUGCACCCUAUGUACGCCGCCUCCCACGUCCUCACGCUGCGGAGUCUGGCUCUAUCCCUUGUGGCUCGCGGACACCAGGUGACGGUGGUAAGGUGGAAGGACACCCACCAGUACCCUGCGUCCCGCCACCCAGGCAUCACUGAGUUUGUCCUCGCCAUCAAUAAUACGGACGGCGCGGUGCCUCACGUAACGGUAGAGGAACGGGGCAGCUUCGUCAUGCCGCAGGAGUUGAUGUGGAGCAGCGGCACGUCCUGGACUGCCCUCCCCGUCGACGCCUUCUUCACCGUCUCCACCUACUGCCGCACUUUGCUGGAGGACGUGCCGCUGCGCCGUCACCUCCAGCAGCAGAAGUUCCACGUUGCCCUCGUUGAUCUGAUAUAUAACGAGUGUAGUCUGGCUUUGGCACAUGAUUUGGGUAUUCCUGCGGUCGGGUACUGGGCGUUCACUUUCGCUGGCGGGGAACCCCAGUACACAACCGCCUUCAGCCCGCCAUCCUCCGUUCCCUUUAUCCUUUCACACUAUCGGGAUUCUAUGACCUUCAAGCAGAGAGCGGUCAACCACCUCCACGCCCUUGGGAGCCACCUCGUCAUGCAAGUGCAACUGGCUAUCACAGGCUAUCAGAUUUCCCGCCACCUGCCCUCCUGCCCGCCGCCCGCCACCCUGCUGGCAGAGAUGUCUGGAAUGCUCAUCAACUCCCACUCAGUCAUCGACUACCCUCGCCUGCUGCCACCUUCCUUCAUUAAUGUGGGUGGACUGCACAUCCAUCGUCCCAACCCGUUGCCCAAGGAGCUGGAGGAGUGGCUGGCGGGGUCUGGGGAGGCGGGGACCAUCCUCUUCUCCAUGGGGUUCAUUUUCAACCCUCGCACUGUGCCCCGCGAGGUGAUCCAGAACCUGAUGGACGCCUUCGCCAGACUGCCGCAGCGGGUGUUGAUGAAGCUGGAGGAGCCACAUCCGCCCUCGCCCCCCAACGUCAAGGUGGUGGACUGGGUGCCGCAGCAGGAUGUCCUUGGCCAUCCCAGAACAGUGCUGUUCUUCACGCACUGCGGCAUGCACGGGGUGCUGGAGGCGGUGUACCACGGCGUGCCCAUGGUAGGGAUGCCCGUGUUUGCCGACCAGCAGGACGUGUUGGUGCGUCUGGAGCAGCGAGGGGUGGCUGCGGGCGUCUCCAAACAGGCCGACCAGGAUCAAAUAUACCAGGCCAUCAGACACGUCCUCAAUAACACCAGUUAUCGCGUCAACGCUCGGCGACUGUCCCGUAUUAUGAAGCACCACCCGCUGGACCCUCUCCGUCACGCCCUGUGGCUGGUGGAGCAUGUGGCGGCCACCGGGGGCGCACAACACCUCAAAUUCUCCGCCAGACACCUCAACUUCUGGCAGUUCUUCGGGCUGGACGUGGUGGCCCUCGCGGUGGUGGCGGCGCUGGCGCUCUGGUAUCUGGUGCUACCUGCCCUUGGACACCUGGCCGUCCUGCUCCUCUCCGUGGUCCGGCUUAGGAGUAUAACUAAAAUGAAAGUAACAUGAUGAUACCUGUAGAGCGAUGGGUUACUUAAGGCCGGACAUGUGUGAGAGGCGGUGCGUCUGAGCCCUCCCCCCCCUUACCUCCGUGUGGUGCCGUGAUGUGUUCAGUCAGUUGACCGCUGGACGGUAGUGAGUCUGAGUGAGCAGCGAAGGCCCCGCAGCGGGUCUGUUGGGGACACGUGCACGCUGCUGUAGUGCUUCAUUAGCUGAUGAUCGGAGCUGAGUGUUUAGGACUAUUUUUUCACUAAUCACUGCAAAUCCUAGAUGUACGAGUAUCAUUACGUAGUAUGUUUAGGUAACUUACUGACAAUGAAUAUACGAGUAAUAAUGUAAUGUAAUGUAAUAUGAACACGUGGAUGUAUUAUCGGUGACGUGAACAGUCUUGCUCGACACGGUUAAAACACUAAAUCUCAUUAAUUACUUGGCAAAGAGAAGUUCAUAAAAAAAAAAUGUAAUGAGUAAUCCUGAGGGAAAAGGAAGCAUGCGAGUACAACAAACACACACCACGGCGUGCUGUGUCAAGACGAGGCAGGGUUUGCAGUCGUGGCUGUGGUUUCUGCCGUGCCAACUUUGAUUUCUAUACGUAUGAUUAUCUCAAGAGAGCCACGUGUGUGUGUGUGUGUGUGUGUGUGUGUGUGUGUGUGUGUGUGUGUGUGACUGGCUAACUGACUUGUAAUAAAUGAACCUAAAAUAUAGUAUGACAAUUU